CACGUCUCUUGAUGUGUCUAGGGACUCCUCCCCUGGCCCCUCAUCAUCGUCAGUGAUGGCGCCCUCUUUGCGCUCUCACGAGCCAAUUCUUCAGGGCGAUAACAAACCGCCAUCACCCACCGCCCAGUCAAUUCUUCCCCAGGAUCAGGACGUUCGGUACCUUCAUAAUGGCGACUUUGUCACCCAUAGCGAAGAUACAGAUCUGCGGAGAGGCCUUCAUCAGCGGCAUAUCUCGUUGAUCGCUAUUGCCGGAGCCAUUGGCACCGGUCUGUUUCUUGGCCUUGGAGGUUCCAUCCAAACUGCAGGGCCUCUCGGCGCUCUUCUCGGUUAUCUGACGAUAGGGCUGAUUGUUUGCGCCGUUCAAUUCGCUCUUGGAGAAGUGGCUGCCUUAUUACCUGUCACUGGAUCGUUCGUUCGCCAUACCGAACUCCUCGUCGAUCCCGCCCUGGGAUUUGCCAUCGGAUACAAUCUUGUCUAUGGCAAUCUGCUUUCUGUCCCCGCCGAGAUCAGUGCCGUCUGUGUGCUUUUCUCAUACUGGACCGAUAUUAACUCCUCCCUCUGGAUCGUCAUAUUCAUCGCCCUCACCUUUGCCGUCGGCAUUUCCUACAUUGGAAUAUAUGGUGAAGUUGAGUUCUGGUUUGCGCUUCUCAAAAUCCUCUUCAUCAUCUUCUUGAUCCUCCUUGGUCUGGUCAUCAAUCUUGGAGGAGUUCCUGGAACUCCUCGAAUCGGCUUCAGGUACUGGAAAACGCCCGGUCCCUUCGUCGAGUAUGUGGGCACUGGCAAUUGGGGCAAAUUUCUAGGCUACUGGUCCGUCAUGAGCAAUGCUGUCUUCAGUUUUGCAGGUACCGAAAGCAUCGCAAUGGCUGCUGCAGAGACUCGGAAUCCCCGUGUCGUCAUCCCAAAGGCUUGUAAAAGAGUCUUCAUUCGUGUGGCCACAUUCUACAUGCUAGCGGUUUUGAUUGUUGGCAUGCUAGUACCCAGCGACGAUCCGAGGUUGGGAGAUUAUUCCGGCACCGCAGCCACAAGUCCAUUUGUCCUAGCCGCCAGUGCUGCUGGUCUGAGAGGAGUACCCUCUGUCGUCAAUGCCAUUGUCAUUACUUCCGCCUGGUCUUCAUCGAAUCAAGCCUUGCUGUCAGGAACAAGAGUGUUAUACGGCCUCGCCUUGAAAAAUCAGGCACCGAGGAUUUUCCUUCGGACCACAUCUUGGGGCGUUCCAUAUGUUUGUGUCCUCCUUAACACUCUUUUCAUGUUUCUCGCCUUCAUGAGCUUGUCUGAAGGCGCCAUGACUGUCUUUUGGUGGUUCGUCGAUUUGACAGCUUGUGGCGUCUUGAUCUCCUGGAGCACUGUCCUCCUCAAUCACUGGCGACUGAUUGCUGCCAUGAAGAAGCAGCAGAUUCCAUUGUCUAAUUUGCCAUGGCACAACAGAUGGACUGAGUUCUCGACCCCAGCAGCCUUGGCUCUAGUCCUCAUCAUUCUUUUCACCGCAGGGUGGCAAGUUUUCACUCGAGGCAAUUGGGCGACCAGUAACUUCAUUGCUUCAUAUCUCGAUAUCCCUCUCGUUCUGACUGCAUAUCUCGUAUGGAAAUUUUACAAACGAACUAAGAUUAUCAAUUUGAUGGAUAUUCCUUUGGCUGAAGCUAUCGAGAGAGCCCAGCGGGAUAUCGAACCAGAGCCUAAGCUUCCGAAGUGGCGAAAGAUCGUCGGAUUUCUAUGGGAUUAACAUGUACAGCCCUUACGACGAGAAUUAUGACUAGAUGAUGUUAUCAGCAACCCUUGCAAGCCCCACAAUUCGGAGAUUCAUUUUCGGCCAGAGUGCCAUAUGCAAAAGAAAUUACACAGCCUGAAUGUCUGAGUAAGCAUGCGGCCAUGUGAGAGCAUGCCGCUACGUGAGAAUUCCAAGAAUCUUGGUACGGGAAUUGACAGGCUAAGGGACCGAAACUUGAUACCCAACAUCCUUCAAUAGGAAUUCAUUUCAUAGACCAAGGCU
Messenger RNA from Exophiala mesophila, 1987 nucleotides. RefSeq lists its product as uncharacterized. The coding region runs from base 56 to 1720 and encodes 554 amino acids. Gene Ontology annotation, cellular component: membrane. Gene Ontology annotation, molecular function: amino acid transmembrane transporter activity. Gene Ontology annotation, biological process: amino acid transmembrane transport. The record is from RefSeq and is a predicted model, not a curated record. NCBI's taxonomy places the organism in Eukaryota, Fungi, Ascomycota, Eurotiomycetes, Chaetothyriales, Herpotrichiellaceae. The transcript has 5 exons.